AUGCAGCCAAUAUCGCUCUCUCCCAGCUUCAACAGCCAUUCCAACAGUAAAGUCGCCGAAAUCGCCGCCCGUGUGGUCGAAGAGUUCGCCUCUCUGGAACUCUACGACGACGAGAUUUACAUCGACGAAGACGAAAAUCCGCCGACUCUUCGAUCGGAGGGAGGAGCGAAUUCUGAUUACGUCGAGUACGUAAAUCGCGAUGAAGAUGCCUCCGACGACGACGAGGAAUUCGAAUUCGCUUUCGUGACGAGAGAUUCGGAGUUGCCUUCUCCAAUUUCCGCCGACGAGAUCUUCCACAACGGCCAAAUCCGACCGGUCUACCCUGUUUUCAACAGAGAUCUGUAUUUGCAGAGUUUGCGUGAGAACGGAUUAGAAAAAGGGGAAAAGGUUCGGCUGCCGUUGAAAAAGCUGUUUAGUGAGGAAAGGGAAACGGCGAUGACGAUGAAAACGACGUCGUCGUGCUCUUCGUCAGACGCGGACGAGCUCGACGGAGUUUCAGAGGACUUAUAUUGCGUGUGGCGGCCGGCGGCAGAGGGGAGGUGCAAAAAGAGCAGCUCCGCGGGAUCGAAUUCGAAGAGGUGGAAGUUUAAGGUGAAGGAUUUGCUGCUGAAUAGGAGCCACAGCGAGGGGAGCAACGAAGAUUUUGUGAUUUUGAGUAGGAGGAAGAAACAGAAUGAAGAAGACGGAGGCAAAUUGGCCCCGGUGAGUGGUGGAAAGACUAAGUCCGCGGCGGCCAGACCGCUUCCGCCUCCUCCUCCUCCUCCGCCGGUGUACGGUGGUGUGAAGCGGCGGUCGUACUUGCCGUAUAGACAGGAUUUAGUAGGGCUUUUCGCCGGUGUAAAUGGACUAGGUAGGACUGUGCAGCCGUUUUGA
Molecule: messenger RNA, 873 nt
Organism: Salvia hispanica
Lineage: Eukaryota; Viridiplantae; Streptophyta; Magnoliopsida; Lamiales; Lamiaceae
Source: RefSeq, a predicted model, not a curated record